AUGAAGCUUUUUUCUUACCGAAAUAGGGUGUGCGGCACCCUGGUGCUUGCGCUGUGCUUGCUCUCCUGCGCUCUCGCUGCGCCAUCGACGCCGGCCCCCACUGAUCUCAUCACUGUUGCCGGGAGGGUGCAUGUGAGGAAUGAGGUUGCUCAGUACGUUGUGGUGCGGGUAGUGGACGACAGGACGGGCGUCGUGGUACGCAGCGCUCCUCUAGAUGCUACGCGCUCGGUUAGCUUUGCAAACAUCGCUUCCCCAGCUGUGUCCCUUGAGGCCACAGUCGAGCUGCCGGACCACUUGUUCGAGCUAGAUGCCUCUUCCUCUGUCCUCAAGAGCACCGUCUCGACUUUCAGCUCCACCACUCCUGUGCAGCUGACAAUUUCUACCAUCAGCAAAGCGGAGGGUGCGGCGCGAAAGGCACCGACGCCUACCGCCAGUAGCAGUGGCGCGUCCGCUGUCCUCGCGCUGAUGGCGCUAGUGGUGGGGUGGCACAGCCGCCACAAGAUUGUCAGCGUGCUGGACAUGCCGACCUUGAGGAUGCCAAAGCCGCGAAAGAUGAUGUGCUCGUUCGAGUCCUCCAAGCGUACCCCGAUGAAAUGA
Molecule: messenger RNA, 597 nt
Organism: Leishmania mexicana MHOM/GT/2001/U1103
Lineage: Eukaryota; Euglenozoa; Kinetoplastea; Trypanosomatida; Trypanosomatidae
Exons: 1
Coding region: 1-597 (198 amino acids)
Source: RefSeq, a predicted model, not a curated record